Molecule: messenger RNA, 2577 nt
Organism: Hypomesus transpacificus
Lineage: Eukaryota; Metazoa; Chordata; Actinopteri; Osmeriformes; Osmeridae
Product: nitric oxide synthase interacting protein
Exons: 11
Coding region: 335-1303 (322 amino acids)
Cellular component (GO): nucleus
Molecular function (GO): ubiquitin protein ligase activity
Source: RefSeq, a predicted model, not a curated record
AUCUUUUAUUUUGAAAUCCAUAGCAAGCACACGAAGUGGGUUCCGGUGUAAAUACGCGUAGUGUACUUAUUUUAUCGUAUUAGCCUACCUAGCUCUAAUGCUAGCCACACUCAAAUAUUAACGUUACAUUUAAAUUCGAAUUGCUAAUAAGGUUUUGGGGUCUUUAACUUGACGCGUAGUCUGUUUACUCGACGCAAAUCAAAUACCCUUGUUGGCUAGCUAGCUGACUGAGUGGGUAGUAAGCGUAGUGUUGUGCUUUCCGGCUAGUUACUAGAGCUACUAGUAGGCUAUCGAAACAAGGAACUGAUUAGCUAGCUACAGAACUUUCCUAAAAAUGACGCGACAUGGGAAAAAUUGUACAGCGGGGGCCGUAUACACUUACCACGAGAAGAGAAAAGACACGGCGGCAUCUGGUUAUGGGACACAAAGUGUGCGUUUGGGCAAGGAUGCAAUUAAGGACUUUGACUGCUGUUGCCUUUCUCUACAGCCGUGCAGGGACCCUGUUGUAACUCUAGAUGGAUACUUGUAUGAGAAGCAGGCCAUCCUGGAGUACAUGCUUCACCAGAAGACAGAUAUUGCAAAGAAAAUGAAGGCCUACGAAAAGCAGAAACAGACUCAGAAGAGUGACAGUCGACUUGAGUCAAAGUCAGAGGAGAGGGAGAGGGCUGAGAGAUUCAAGACCAGGGAGAACAGUAUUGUGUCCAAGCCCAUCAACCCCUUCACCUCAGGCUUGACCAAGGACGGCCAGACGGUUAGGACAGACGGUCAGAGCAGCGCCAGCAUCUCAGCCAGUUCUUCCAUGACAGACUCCUCCUCCUCUGCUCCUGGCUCCAGCUCCUCCUCCUCCUCUGCGCCUGGCUCUACCCAGAGCCUACCCAGCUUCUGGAUCCCCAUGCUAACGCCUGAAGCCAAACCCACCUUACUAAAGAAACCAAGUAAGACGGUGCUGUGUCCGAUGUCGGGGAGGCCCCUGAAGAUGAAUGAGCUCAUCCCUGUGCGCUUCAAAGCCCUGGACCCCAGCCUGGACCGAGUGGCCCUUCUCACACGGCAGGAGAGGUAUGUGUGUGCAGUGACCAAAGACACCCUGGGAAACAGCACCCCCUGCUCCGUCCUGCGACCUUCUGGAGCUGUGGUGACACAGGAGUGUGUGGAGAAGCUGAUCAGGAAGGACAUGAUUGACCCUGUGACUGGAGACAAACUCAAAGAGAAGGACAUCAUACCACUACAGCGGGGAGGAACUGGGUUUGCGGGCUCUGGAGUGGGACUCAAAGCCAAAGAAUCAAGGCCAGUAAUGCAGGUGUAGAAGGCAUGGAGAUAGGUGGUGCAGGGAGAGUUGGAGGAGGAAGUGGGAUGGAGGAGGGUGGAGUCUUGUAGAUAUUGAUUGGGUAAAGCCAACUGUUGGGUCAUUUCUCAUUUGUUGGUUUAUAACUGUAGCUAUUUCAUUUACACACACACACACACAUCCACAUAGUGUAACAUCACUCUGUUUUGGCAACAUGGUGUCUGUCCUCAAUUUGAUGAAAAAUAAAGUUGAUUGAGUCAUAGACAAGUAUCCUGUUUUUGUUUUCUGAUCAUUUUAUUGCAAAUGCUUAGGGCCUGAGAAGUUACUGCUAACUUUAACAUUAACUAAACUCUUAUGUUUAACCUUGACUUACUUGAUCAUUCUCUGUUUCGAGGUGACGUUAGUAAAUGGAUGUAAGCUCGUCUCACCCAGUCGAUCCGGCUGUAGUCAAGUCAGGCUGGAACCUCACUACAGGAAAGCAAGGAGGCCGUCCUGAGAGGAGAGCCCGGCGUUUGGAGGAAAGAGUUGAAAACAGACUAAGAAAGAGAGACAUUUUCAGUGGUUCCUUUUUGUCUCCACCCUAGUCCUCCCCCUCUCCAAUCCAUCCUUCUCUUCAUUCACAAGUGUACAUACAGCAAACUAAGUGUACAGUUUAUGUCUGCAGAAGAGUGUUGAUUUGAACAGUGUUCCUAUGUAGGCAUGUGGUUCUUUGUCUGUUUCAGCUGUGUGUUGUUAGCAUGUGUGUGUAAGAUUUUUGGAUUAUAGACAGAGCUUCUGUAUCUGCCAGUGUAAACAUUUGUUAUCGUAGCGCUCCUAUUGAUCUCGAUUGAAAUCCUUGUCCUCAAAUCUGACCACUAUGCUGACUCACCCUUGUGCUGAUAGCAGAAACAUCUCCCUCAAACCUAGUCCUAGUACAUAUUCAGUAACCGAUUACCGUGAUGUCUAUUAUUUCUAAUAUAAAAAAAUACUGUACUUCAGUUAGGGUAACCCUAAUCUGGUACCCAGACCUCUCUCUCUCUCUCAAGCCAGACUUCCAGGGGGAGAUCACUGAUGCAAGGGGGGACAUCUUCAGUUUAAGCACGCCCCUUUCAGGAAGUGUUGGAGGGCUUGCAUGACGUGUGCUUUGCAGAUCUCCACAUCCAACAACACAAAUUGUCAAAAGAUAAAGCAGGACCCUUCCCAUAUGACUCACUUCCCAUAUGACUCACUUCCCAUAUGACUCAUUGAUAAAGCAGGACCCUUCCCAUAUGACUCAUUGAUAAAGCAGGACCCUUCCCAUAUGACUCAUUGAUAAA